Metarhizium album ARSEF 1941 is the source of this 1452-nucleotide messenger RNA. RefSeq names its product Folylpolyglutamate synthetase. The coding region runs from base 1 to 1452 and encodes 483 amino acids. Lineage: Eukaryota; Fungi; Ascomycota; Sordariomycetes; Hypocreales; Clavicipitaceae. Gene Ontology annotation, biological process: tetrahydrofolylpolyglutamate biosynthetic process. Gene Ontology annotation, molecular function: ATP binding; tetrahydrofolylpolyglutamate synthase activity. The transcript has a single exon. The record is from RefSeq and is a predicted model, not a curated record. Gene Ontology annotation, cellular component: cytoplasm; cytosol; mitochondrion.
AUGAGCGCCGUCGUGUCCCGCAGCUACCCCGACGCCCUCCGGAAGCUCGCCGAGCUCCAGUCAAACAGGGCCGUGACGCAGCUCUUCGGCAGCGCUCCCGGGCACACCAACACCAAGGCCCGGGACCUGCACGCCGCCGCCAUCCCAGAGGUCAUCCGAUGGCUGGGCCGAGCGGGCUACUCGCCCGACGACCUCGCCCGCAUGCGUCACAUCCACGUCGCGGGCACAAAGGGCAAGGGCUCCGUCUGCGCGUACGCGACGUCGCUGCUGCGCCGGCACGCCCACGCCCACGGCCCAGUGGGCACCUACACGAGCCCGCACCUCGUCAGCCCCCGGGAGAGAAUCGCCAUCGACGGCGAGCCCAUCUCCCAGGAGCGCUUUGCGGCGGCCUUUUUCGACCUCUGGGACCGCUUCACCGACGCGGCGAGGAGGGAGGGCGAGGACGCCGCCGCCGCCGAGGGGCCGCGCUGCAAACCCUUCUUCUUCAGGUUCCUCACCAUCAUGGCGUGGCACGUCUUCCUGCGGGAGGGCGUGAGGAGCGUCGUCAUGGAGUGCGGCAUCGGCGGGGAGUACGACGCGACCAACGUCCUGCCCGCGAGGGCCGUCUCCGCGGCCGUCAUCUCGCAGCUGGCCGUGGAUCAUGUCGCCAUGCUGGGGGACACGGUUGAGCAGAUUGCGUGGCACAAGGCGGGCAUAUUCAAGGCCGGCGUGAGGGCCUUUACGGCGAGGGCCGAGCCGAGCGUGAUGAUGGUGCUGAGGGAGAGGGCGGCCGACAAGGGCGCCACGCUCGUUGAGCUCGAUCCCGGGGACGUCGAGGCCUGGGGUGGGGUCGACGGGCGUCUGAAGGGCCGGUUCCAGAAGAUGAACCAGGCCUUGGCCGUGCUGGCUGUGAGGGAACAUUUGGGCGUGGGCGACGGCGGCCGAGGGUUGCGAGACCUGCCGGAUGACGUGGUCGGCGGGUUGAGGGAGGCUACGCUGAGGGGACGCUGUGAGGUCCUCCGCCACGGAGGACGGACCUGGCUGCUCGACGGGGCGCACACGAGGGAGAGUCUGCGCGAGGUGGCCAGGUGGUUGCGUGACAGUGUUGAGGACGGCCAGGGCGCGGUGCUGGUGUUUAACCAGCAAGAGAGGCGCGCGGACGAGUUGCUGGCUGGCUUUGUGCACGAGGUCGGUCAGGUCGUCGGGCGGGACGUGUUCAAGGCUGCCGUGUUUACGAGGAACGAGCCGAAGGGGGCCGGAGAUGGAGAUGUGAGCGUGCAGGAGGGCGCUGCCAAGACCAUGAGGGACCUUGUGCCCGCCUGCGACACGGCUGUGUUUGACAACGUGGAGGAUGCGGUCCUACAUGCCAGGAACCUUGUGCGUCGCAUGGGAAACGCCAAGGUACUGGUGACGGGGAGCAUGCACCUCGUCGGUGGUGUGUUGCGGGUUCUUGAACCCGACGGUCAGUUGUAG